Messenger RNA from Nelumbo nucifera (sacred lotus), 1290 nucleotides. It is a transcript of the gene ABA2, whose product is annotated as NAD(P)-binding Rossmann-fold superfamily protein. Lineage: Eukaryota; Viridiplantae; Streptophyta; Magnoliopsida; Proteales; Nelumbonaceae. The record is from RefSeq and is a predicted model, not a curated record. Gene Ontology annotation, biological process: abscisic acid biosynthetic process. Gene Ontology annotation, molecular function: xanthoxin dehydrogenase (NAD+) activity. Gene Ontology annotation, cellular component: cytosol.
CCGAACACAAUAUUUUCCACCGACAAUGCUGCAUUAAAGCUAUCGCUUUUCUCUCGGCCCAGAUCAAACGGAGAGGUAACGAAGCAAAGGUAUAGAAAGGAAACGAAGCUCCAGUCAUGUCCGACAACAAUUCCUCUCUUUCCCAGCAACGAUUAGCAGGGAAGGUGGCACUGGUUACGGGCGGCGCCACCGGCAUAGGCGAAGGCAUUGUCCGUCUCUUCCACCUCCACGGCGCCAAAGUUACCAUAGUUGAUGUACAAGAUGAGCUUGGCCAGCGGCUAUGUGAGGCACUGGGAAGAGACCUAAAUGUAUGUUUCAUACAUGGUGACGUUACAAUUGAGGAUGACAUACGCCGUGCCGUCGACCUCACCGUCGACAAGUUUGGCACACUUGACAUUAUGGUUAACAAUGCCGGAAUUUCAGGCCGGCCCUCGGCCGAUAUCCGAAUAGUCGAAAUAUCUGAAUUUGAGAAGGUGUUUGAUGUGAACGUCAAAGGUGUUUUCAUUGGAAUGAAGCAUGCCGCGCGCAUCAUGAUCCCAAGAUCCAAGGGGUCCAUCAUUUCUCUUGCUAGUGUGGCCAGUGCCAUUGGGGGUCUUGGGCCGCACCCUUACACUGGGUCCAAGCAUGCAGUUGUGGGCCUUACUAAGAGUGUUGCAGCAGAGCUUGGGGCACAUAGGAUCCGAGUGAAUUGUGUCUCACCCUAUGCAGUGGCUACAAACUUGGCACUGGCACACAUGCCUGAGGCAGAACGGACAGAGGAUGCCUGGGCCGGAUUCCGGGCAUUCACUGCCCGGAAUGCCAAUUUAGAGGGCAUGGAAUUGACUGUGGAUGAUGUUGCCCAUGCUGUGCUUUACCUAGCCAGUGAUGAGGCACGGUACAUCAGUGGGUUGAACCUGAUGGUCGAUGGCGGGUUUGCAUGUACAAAUCACUCGCUUCGUGUAUUCCGGUGACAAUAGGGUUCUUCGCUGCACGGCUGGGUGUCAUAUCCAUUGUUAAAUCAUGUGCAAAACACUUAUUAUCCCACUGCUCAAAUUUGGAAGUUGGGUUUUGUUUUGGUUUUGGUAAUCUUCACCUAGUUGAAUUUGAGUCAUUGUUUUAGUGAAAUUCAAGUUCUAUCAAGGCGGGCUAUCCUGUUCUAUGAAGAGGAUCAUCCAAAGAUUUUUGUAAGAUCUGAGACGAGGCCAUAAGAGUUAAUUCAUUAGAAUGACUUUGGGGUUUUGUGGUGAUUACUCCAUAGUCCAUGCCAUUCAAUCUUCUGCAUAGAAUAUAAAUUAGCCACCCAUUUCUCUA